UCAUCACCAUCCUCAAUGGGAAGGUGGAGGAGGUGGAACUGCCAGUGGAGAAGGUUGACAUCAUCAUCUCAGAGUGGAUGGGCUACUGUCUCUUCUACGAGUCUAUGCUCAAUACGGUCAUCUUUGCCAGGGACAAAUGGCUAAAGCCUGGAGGGCUGAUGUUUCCUGACAGGGCUGCCCUGUAUGUGGUGGCCAUCGAGGACAGGCAGUACAAGGACUUCAAGAUACACUGGUGGGAGAACGUGUAUGGUUUUGACAUGACCUGCAUCCGUAACGUGGCCAUGAGAGAGCCCCUGGUGGACGUGGUGGACCCCAAACAGGUGGUGACCAACUCCUGCCUAGUCAAGGAAGUGGACAUCUACACGGUGAAGCCUGAGGACCUGUCUUUCACCACGGCCUUCUGCCUGCAGAUCCAGAGGAACGACUAUGUCCACGCCAUGGUCACCUACUUCAACAUCGAGUUCACAAAGUGUCAUAAGAAGACUGGCUUCUCUACCGCUCCUGACGCCGCCAGUACCCACUGGAAGCAGACAGUGUUUUACCUGGAGGACUACCUGACUGUGAGGAAGGGAGAGGAGAUACUGGGCAGCAUCGCAGUCAAGCCCAACGAAAAGAACGUGCGGGACCUGGAGUUCACCUUGGAGUUGGACUUUAAAGGACAGCUGUGCGAUGCGGCCAUUUCCCACGACUACAAGAUGCGCUAG
Messenger RNA from Salvelinus namaycush (lake trout), 704 nucleotides. Its product is annotated as protein arginine N-methyltransferase 8-B. The transcript is spliced from 6 exons. NCBI's taxonomy places the organism in Eukaryota, Metazoa, Chordata, Actinopteri, Salmoniformes, Salmonidae. Gene Ontology annotation, biological process: peptidyl-arginine methylation. The record is from RefSeq and is a predicted model, not a curated record. Gene Ontology annotation, molecular function: protein-arginine N-methyltransferase activity. Gene Ontology annotation, cellular component: plasma membrane. The annotation marks the transcript as partial.